Monodelphis domestica (gray short-tailed opossum) is the source of this 3665-nucleotide messenger RNA. It is a transcript of the gene LIN28A, whose product is annotated as lin-28 RNA binding posttranscriptional regulator A. NCBI's taxonomy places the organism in Eukaryota, Metazoa, Chordata, Mammalia, Didelphimorphia, Didelphidae. Gene Ontology annotation, molecular function: zinc ion binding; mRNA binding. Gene Ontology annotation, biological process: pre-miRNA processing. The record is from RefSeq and is a predicted model, not a curated record. Gene Ontology annotation, cellular component: nucleus; cytoplasm.
AAUUUGGGAGCCUUUGAAAAGCCGUGGGCCCUCCCACCGCCUUUGUGCCGGUGGAGAUGUAGCGGCCUCCUCCCGGAUCCCUCCUUUGCCUUCGGACGUUUUUUCUGGGGCCUGCAGUCGCCCGACCAGGGGCCCGGGGCCGCGGGUGCUGAGCCGACCACCAUGGGCUCCGUGUCCAACCAGCAGUUCGCAGGUGGCUGCGCAAAAGCAGCGGAGGAGGCGGCUACCGGGGACGCGGCCCGGGCUGGCGAGGAGCCGCAGCCGCUCCACGGAGCCGGCAUCUGUAAGUGGUUUAAUGUGCGCAUGGGCUUCGGUUUCCUGUCCAUGACCGCCCGCGCGGGCGUAGCGCUCGACCAGCCUGUGGACGUCUUUGUGCACCAGAGCAAGCUACAUAUGGAAGGUUUCCGCAGCCUGAAGGAAGGGGAAGCCGUGGAGUUCACCUUCAAGAAGUCAGCAAAGGGCCUUGAGUCAAUCCGGGUGACAGGGCCUGGCGGGGUGUUCUGCCUUGGCAGUGAGAGACGGCCUAAGGGGAAAACAUUGCAGAAACGCAGAUCCAAAGGAGACAGGUGCUACAACUGUGGGGGGCUGGAUCAUCAUGCUAAGGAGUGCAAGCUGCCACCCCAGCCCAAGAAGUGCCACUUCUGCCAGAGCAUCAGUCACAUGGUGGCCUCAUGUCCCCUGAAGGCUCAGCAGUCUCCCAGCUCCCAGGGAAAACCAGCUUAUUUCCGGGAAGAGGAAGAGAUCCACAGCCCAGCCUUACUCCCAGAGGCUCAAGAUUGAAGUGGGGUCUAGGGCCAUCCCAAUGGGAUGGGAAAGCUUUAAAGAGCAGGCGUCAGUCAACAGGGAGAGGGGGAACGUCAGGGAUGGGAUGGGAUGGGGCUGGGUAAGGGGGGGCUAGCUGGCACUACUGAGUGUCUUGGGUCCUCAGCACUGUCCCCUUCCCUUAGAGGAGAGGACUAUCCAGUGGCCCCUCCAUCCAUGGCCUGCCUCCCAUCCUAGAACCACCAGUCACAUAAGCCACAUGGCUUCUCCUGAGGAAGACCUCAGUGAAGGCAAGGGGGAGGGCGGGGGAAGGGGAGGAUUCCUUAAGCCAGAGUGGCAGGAGGCAUAGCCUUGGAUGGAUGGACCAAAGCCCAGGGGCCCCCAUCCUCACUUCUUUUUUGCUGCCUAGGGAUGAGAGUCUUUGGGUGGGGGUGGGGACAGUGGGAACAGUGGGGGAUGGGUAAGGGUCCUCUUUGUCUUGGGCCUUAUCCAGGUUCAGGGCUCUGCCCAGCCUCACCUCCUUCCCCUUUGCAAUGGGGUUGAGGGUGAGACUGCUACAGCCCUGGCCUCUCUUCUCUUUGCCCAGGGCACCCCCCUCUUACUCCCUCCAUGUUGACUUUAUUUAUUUUGCUCACUUGGACGUCUGCACCUUGGGCCCUACAACUCCCCCCUCUGCACUCUUUGUAGGGGGAACCCCAUUUCGCAGACAGAAUAUCAGCUGGCUCUGGCUAUGAUCAAUUACGUCUGUGGUUUUUUUCCUUUUUUUUUAAUAUAAAUAUUCUGGUUUUGUAUUUUUGUAUAUUUUAAUCUAAGAGGUCCUCAUUCCUGCACUGUGUUCUCAGGUAUGUGAGCAAUCUCAGGGAUAAUUCAGUGGCAGCUCUGGGACUACCCAGCAGGAAGAAGUUUAUUAACCUAUUCUUAACUACACAAAGACACAGCAGCUGAUUGUAUUGUACAAACCGGUUCUGUUCAUCUACCUCAAGUUUCUGCGUUCUUCUUAUGGGAGCUUUCCUCCUGUGCCCUUACUGACUCAAUCUUUCCUUCACUUUCUCUCUCUCUGUCUGUCUCUCCUUGAAAGCAUUAGAUGGGGGAGAAGGCAGUUGGCUUUAAUGGGGCAUCCUGUGGAUCUACCUGCUUGUGGAGAGGAGGUUCACCCCAGUGAGCAGAGCAAAGAGAGAUUUGAUGGACCUGUGCCAGCUGGCAGGUUUGAGGUGUUGGUGGGAUGGGUUCCUGCCCUGCCCUGCCCUGUCACCCCUUUGAAGUACAGCCAAACAUCUCCAGGCAUGGGACUUGAACCUUGGAACUUUUGUCCCACCCCACCCCAGAUCUGUCUUCCAAACAGAUGGGCCAUCUUUGCUCUGCACAGGGAUGGGUGUGAAUGUGAGGCCAGGCAGGAAAGGGAGAUGGAGAUGUAUCUUACAUCUGGAGAAGUUUUGAGUUUGAUGGAGUCACCCCUCUAUUCUUCCCAUCAUUCCCUGGAAAAAAGGCAGGUUUAACAGAAGAUCAUAAAUGCCUUAGGUCUUUAACCCUUAAAAUGCUGGACUUUUAUUUUCUCCCCUGCUGGGUCUCAAGCACAGGACCAUGUGGCUAGGAUGUCUGUAUACCAGACAUUUCAGAGAUCUGAAAGUCAGUAUAGUUUCCUGCUCUGCCAUCAGUGCUAUGAUGGUAAAGUAUCAGCCUGUUGGGCAGUGGAAAAAAAAAAGAUUUGGUGAACCAAGCUGGGAGAUCUGUCCAAACCUACCUCACUGACUAAUGUUCUGAAAUUGGGCAAAUGCAAUAGAAGGCAUUGGGUGACAAUGGAGUCUGAUCCGGGUUUCUCGGGUCCUCUGAAUGCUGCGUGUCCCUCCCCCUGUUCCCCCCCCCCUCUAGUUUUUGUAUCUGUCGGAACUGUAUAGGGCUUCACAAGUUGCUGGUUUGGUGGUUGCUAGGUGGGCUAGUCUGUGUAAAUAUGCUGUCAGUCUUUCUCCACUUUCCCUUGGGGUUUUUAUUGUUUACAAACUUUUUUUUUAUAUUGAAAAGAAAAAUAGCCAAAACAUCUCUUGACAAAGGGAUUCUGUGCCAGGCAAACAGAUCUUUAAACCGGGACUUGGUUGGUUCCUCUACUCCGAGGUUCUGGAUGGUUUUAGCCCUCGCUUCUGUUUUCUCCUUUACACUUUAAAUAGGCUCCAAAGCCCAGACUUUCAAAUCAUUCCCAUCAUUUGCUAUCCUCCAAAUGGCAUCUGUUUUCCCAGAUGCCUUCACAGAUUUCUGCCAAAAAUCCAGGGAACCAGGAACCCACUGCCAAACCCCCUUAUGGGUGAGUCUCUUCCUUGGUAAAGGAUGGUUGCCAUAUGUUUACUUGAUUGUUUGGGGUCCAAGCCCAGUUCAUGGAUGGCAGCCUCUGGAGGGAUCCUGGCAGAGGACUGGGAAGGGCAGGAGUGGUGGGAGACCCGGAGAAGGGAAAUGAAUGUAUACCCAAGUACCCACCAAAGAUCUCUUCUGUGUUGGUGCAAGAAAUUCUUUUCAAAGUGGCCACAAGAUUGUCUUAUAGGAGACGGACGAAUGUAACUCCAUGUUUACUGCUAGAAACCAAAGCUUUUUGUGAAAUUCUUGAAUUUAUAUGAAGGGAGGAAGGGAAGGAGGAGGGAAAGAGAACAACUGUAUUAAUCUGUGUCUUUUUCCUCCCCUCCUUUGCCCUCAUUCCUGAGCUGCUGGAGACUCAGCCCCCCCUUGGGCAGGGCCCUGAUCUUGGGGCAAUCAUGUUUGAUGCUUUGCAGUUGGGGCUUCUUCUUUUCCUUUUCCCUCCUUCCCCAUCUUGUUUUGUGACACAUGCUAACCCCUUUCUCCUCUUCUCCUCACCCCCUCUCCCCCACCCCCAUCCUGGGAAAAUACAAUGAAUGAAUAAAGACUUAUUGGUACUGAGA